Gastrolobium bilobum is the source of this 934-nucleotide messenger RNA. RefSeq lists its product as uncharacterized. The record is from RefSeq and is a predicted model, not a curated record. NCBI's taxonomy places the organism in Eukaryota, Viridiplantae, Streptophyta, Magnoliopsida, Fabales, Fabaceae. The coding region runs from base 47 to 646 and encodes 199 amino acids. The transcript has 4 exons. Gene Ontology annotation, molecular function: zinc ion binding; endonuclease activity; nucleic acid binding.
GUUACCGUAAAAUAACGUAUGACCGAAACGAAAGUGGAUAAGGCAAAUGAAUCCUCCCUCUGCUUCUGCUUCUGCUGCUGCUUCGAGUAGCAGAGAAGAAAGGCGAAGAAGAAGUGCGAGUUCAGGGCUGAAGGACCGAUCCAAAACCACUUCAUCGAAGCUGUCUUCUUCUUUAUCCAAACGAAGCACUUCACCCUCUGCCACUCUUCUCGAUGAUGAGUAUGACACCACCUCUCUCUUUCCCGAUUCCCCUAACCCUAACCCUCGAAGCUUCCCCCACAGUGUCAAACAGCAAUGUUGGGAAAAGUCCGACAAGAUCAAAGGACGAGACCCCGAUCGUUGGCGCAGGGACCCCCUCGGUAACAUUGUUUUCCGCAAGCUCGUAGGUUGCCCUGGUUGUCUCUGUCAUGACUACGAUCAUAUUCUCCCUUACUCUAAGGGGGGGAAAAGCACGCUGGAAAACUGUCAAGUGUUACAGGCAACAGUCAAUCGAUCAAAGGGUAAUCGAACAGAGAUCUCUAAAGCUGAUCUUAUUCAGAAAAGUUCUUAUUGCAGGGUUUCAGGUCGUGAUAUGGAUCUUCUGGAACUGUCAGCCUAUGGCAAUGUCCGGCGUGGACCAGAUUCUGGGGGAUGUAGAAUCCAAUGAACAUUUUUAUUCAUAUUAUAUGGUUGAUUCUGGGUUAGAUGAUGGCCUUGUAGCUAUCCGUUCUCACAAAUCUUUUUUGGGGCUUCAUUUGUGAACAGACAUGUUGAAACUGCAAACAAAAAAAUGGCACUGUCAUCUAAGUUAAUUUAUUCAAGUCUUGCUAUGCUUAUCCUCCUCUUUUCCAAAACUCUUUUGAGGCUUUCUCUCGAGCAGCGCUGAUUUGGAAGGGCAAAAUUGUCAUAAUUCAAAGGGCAAUUUUCCGGUUCCAUUUUUAAUUUUUCGUUAUUU